This is a messenger RNA of Phalaenopsis equestris, 1341 nucleotides long. Its product is annotated as WAT1-related protein At1g21890-like. The transcript is spliced from 6 exons. Gene Ontology annotation, molecular function: transmembrane transporter activity. Bases 30 to 1124 code for a protein of 364 amino acids. The record is from RefSeq and is a predicted model, not a curated record. Lineage: Eukaryota; Viridiplantae; Streptophyta; Magnoliopsida; Asparagales; Orchidaceae. Gene Ontology annotation, cellular component: plasma membrane.
AACAGAUUUUCAGCUCUAGACUCUUAAGAAUGGCAGAAGUUUGCGUGAGGGCAACAAUGAAUAGGCUGAAGCCAUAUAUCCUUAUGAUUUUCUUACAGUUUGGCUAUGCUGGUAUGUAUGUAAUAUCAAUUGUCUCGUUGAAGAAAGGCAUCAAUCAUUUUGUGCUCGUCGUCUAUCGGAAUGCUGUGGCUGUUGCAGCUAUUGCACCUUUUGCCAUUUGGCUUGAGAGGAAAGGGAGGCCAAAGAUGACACCAAGAAUCUUCAUUAAGAUAUUGAUUAUGGCACUCUUGGAGCCAGUGCUUGAUCAGAAUAUGUAUUAUGUGGGGACUGUGUUUACAUCAGCAAGCUUUACUGCAGCACUAGUCAAUAUUCUUCCUGCCAUAACCUUCUUAAUGGCCUUCAUCAUUGGGGUUGAAAAAGUAAAAAUUAAGAGCAGGCGCAGCCAGGCUAAGAUUAUUGGAACCCUAGUGACAGUUGCUGGAGCAAUUUUAAUGAUAAUGUAUAAGGGAGCUGUUGUGGAUCUUCCAUGGACAAGGGGAAGCAACCAACAUGUAGUUACAGAUGCUGGAACCCAAAAUGAGAGGCACUGGAUUAUGGGUACUUUUAUGCUGCUAGGAAGCUGUACUUGUUGGGCUGCUUUCUUCAUUCUCCAGGCAAAUACCCUAAAAUCCUACCCAGCUGAGCUUUCACUUGCCACUCUAAUCUGCACCAUGGGAAUGAUAGAAAGUGCUUCUGUUGCUCUUGUAAUGGAGAGGGGAUUAAAGCCUUGGCUAAUUGGUUUUGAUACACGGAUCUUUGCUGCUCUUUACUCGGGUAUAGUUUGUUCUGGUGUCACAUACUACAUUCAAGGGAUAGUAAUGAAGGAGAGAGGACCAGUAUUUGUGACUGCUUUCCAGCCGCUUUGCAUGAUAAUUGUGGUUGUUUUAGGUUCUAUCAUACUUGCUGAAAAGAUCACUGUAGGAACAAUGACUGGUGCCAUCAUAAUAGUAAUUGGCCUAUAUUUUCUUAUAUGGGGCAAGGCUAAGGAUCACUUGAUUCAGUCCUCUCAGAAGCUCCCCAAUGUGCUGAAUGAUACUAAGAAACCAGCCACAAUAGAGAAAUACAUUGAUAUCUCCACCCCUUAAUUAUAUAUAUUAGUCUUGGAGUAUUAUAUGAAUCUGCUGAGAUCCUGUCAUUGUAAGGAAAUGAGUGUGAUUUUUAUUGGUUGCCUAUUGCAUAUGUCAUGCUGUAUUUUGAAUUCCUGUCAGAUGUGAAACAUUGUAUCUGUGUAAGGAAUUAUUGUGCUUAGCUUUUGUAGCUUUACUUAAAGUGGCUUUUAAUGGCUUCCUAUCUUUUGAACUC